UUGCCUAGGUCAUGGCAAAACAGUCCCGAGGGUGUCUUGAGGUGUCCUCAGGGUUUCUUCCUAUCUGCCUGAAACAGGUUCACACUCUGCUCUCUCUGUUCCACUGCUCGGGAAAGUCUGCAGUGCCGACAGAGCACAGGCUCUCCUUAGUUUUCACUGAAAAAUAUACAUGAGGUGUCCAGCAUAAGACUGAGGAAGAGGCAGAUACCCCAUUGCUGUCGGUAAAGAAAUAUGAAGGAGGCGACACAGUUUCCCGAACAACUCCCCUUUUCCUUCCCUAUCCCAUUAGCCCACAUUCUGUUCCUGCCCAGCCCACCAGUGAUGCCUAAUCUCAUUUACACGGGCUGCUGCCAGAUCUGCUGGCAGCUGCAGUUUCUUGGCCGCGGUUUUCGGUGAGGGAGCCUAGAGCACCAAGGAAGAGGAGGAGAAGGAAGGAGGAGGAGGAGGAGGAAGGCUGCUGCUGUGUGGCGGAGCGGCGGCAGCGGCAGCACCUUUGACGUGCCCGUCCCCCACGUGACGGCCGCUCCAUUGCGGGGAGGGAGCUGAGCUGCCGCCGCUCCGGCAGAGCACGAGAGAGCCGCAGCCUCGGCGGCGGCAGCGGCGGCAGCGCCUCCGCCCGCAGUGCGUGUGUGUGCGUGUGUGUGAUGAGCGAUCGCCGCGUCCCUCCGCCCGCUGCCGGCUGACACCCACCGCGCGGGGCGCGCCAGGAGCAGCAGGAGCAGGCGAGGAGCCGCGGCCGGCGCGCAGUGACCUUGGCCCAGGAGUGCAGCAUCCAAAAGCGGAUCAAAUUUGUGGGACAUGGCACAAGGAAAUAAUUAUGGGCAAAGCAGCAAUGGGGUGGCUGAUGAAUCCCCAAACAUGCUGGUGUACAGAAAGAUGGAAGAUGUCAUAGCUCGCAUGCAAGAUGAGAAAAAUGGGAUUCCUAUUCGGACAGUGAAAAGUUUUCUUUCCAAGAUUCCCAGUGUCUUUUCUGGUUCAGAUAUUGUUCAAUGGUUAACGAAGAACUUAUCGAUAGAAGACCCAGUUGAAGCUCUGCAUUUGGGAACUCUGAUGGCAGCACAUGGCUAUUUUUUUCCAAUCUCAGACCAUGUUCUAACACUGAAGGAUGAUGGCACCUUUUAUCGAUUCCAGACGCCCUAUUUUUGGCCAUCAAAUUGUUGGGAGCCGGAAAACACAGACUAUGCUGUUUACCUCUGCAAGCGGACAAUGCAAAACAAAGCAAGGCUAGAACUAGCAGACUAUGAAGCUGAGAGUUUGGCCAGGCUACAGCGAGCUUUUGCUCGGAAAUGGGAGUUUAUUUUUAUGCAAGCUGAAGCACAAGCAAAGGUUGACAAGAAGAGAGACAAGAUAGAGAGGAAGAUUCUUGACAGUCAGGAGCGAGCAUUCUGGGAUGUGCACCGGCCGGUGCCUGGCUGUGUAAACACUACUGAAGUGGAUAUAAAAAAAUCUUCAAGAAUGAGAAAUCCACAUAAAACAAGAAAGUCUGUCUAUGGCUUACAAAAUGACAUUCGAAGUCACAGCCCUACGCACACGCCAGUGCCAGAGACUAAGCCACCCACAGAAGAUGAACUACACCAAGAGAUUAAGCACUGGCAGAUGCAAUUAGACAGACAUAGAUUAAAAAUGUCAAAAGUUGCAGAGAGUCUAUUAGCUUAUACAGAGCAGUAUUUGGAAUAUGAUCCUUUUCUUGUGCCCCCUGAUCCCUCAAACCCUUGGAUAUCAGAUGACACCACUUUCUGGGAACUGGAGGCAAGCAAAGAGCCAGGACAGCAGAGGGUGAAACGAUGGGGAUUUGGCAUGGAUGAAGCCUUGAAAGACCCUGUGGGAAGAGAGCAGUUUCUGAAAUUCUUGGAGUCAGAAUUCAGUUCAGAAAAUUUAAGGUUCUGGUUAGCAGUAGAAGACCUGAAGAAGAGGCCAAUCCGUGAAGUUCCUGCUCGUGUCCAAGAAAUCUGGCAAGAAUUUCUUGCUCCAGGUGCACCCAGCGCCAUCAACCUAGAUUCAAAAAGUUAUGACAAAACCACUCAGAAUGUGAAGGAACCUGGAAGAUACACAUUUGAAGAUGCUCAGGAGCACAUUUACAAACUGAUGAAAAGUGAUUCUUAUCCUCGUUUUAUACGAUCCAGUGCCUACCAGGAGCUGCUACAGGCCAAGAAAAAGUUGGAAAACACUCUGGAUCGUCGAACAUCUUUUGAGAAAUUCACACGCAAUGUGGGCAGAAACAUCCCUAUUUUUCCAUGCCAUAAAAACUGUACACCAACACUGAGGGCGAGCACUAACCUGUUAUGAAAAGAGGUAGAAAGAUCUUGGAUUAUACUCGAGUUUGUCUGCAUUGUCUGUUGAAUUGUGCAGGUGAUGCUGCUCUGUGUGUGUGUGUGUGUGUGUGUCAGUGGCUUUUUCUGUGACCUGGUUAGUGGAGCUGUGUGUGUUGAAAUGAACAAUAUGAGAGCUUUCAGCAAAGAUCAUGGUUUUUGUUUUUUUGGUUUCUAGGGAAGGAGAAGCAGUUGUCAGAAACUGUCUCUCCUGUAAUGAGGCUCAAGAGUGUUGCCUCAAGUAUUUAAAAAAUACAUAUAUACUUUCCAGUAAUCAAAAAAAAAAAAAAAAACAAACAAAAAACACAUUGAAAGUUUUGUGAGGCUGUGGGAAUAUCUCACUUUUAAAAACAAAACAGUAAUUCUUUAACUACUUUCUUAUAGGUAAAGGCUUCCUGUAAUAUGCUUUGAAUCCACUGUAAUCAGGAAGAAAUUUGGAUUCAAUGGGACAAAGUCAGUAAAGGACACUAAAAGUAAAUAAACAGCUACAAAGGAAACUAUCCCAAUGUUUGAAACAAAAACCCCUAUGUUUUGCAUGGUGGUGUUGCCAUAGCAUGUUGCAGUGUGAUUUGUGUGUUGUCUAAAUAGGUUGGAUCUAUAAAACGACAUUGUACAUGAUAGCACUAUACAUGAUAAUUCCAUUAUAAUUCAGUAGGAAGUUCCAUAAUAAUAAAAAGUCUGUAAAAGAGAGUGCCUAGAGUGGGUAACACAUACGGACCUCGGUGAGCCAGACUUUUUCCCAGUCUCAGUGCCUGGAAAGCUGCAAUGCUGCAUUUGUUCAUGGCAUUUUGAGCAGCCCAGGGGGCAGGAAUUGGCCAUGGUAAACAUUGUGCAAAUAGGUGGCCAUGAUGGGGGAAAUAGCAAGCUGCAGGUAGAGGGGUCAGAGAGAGCCUUACAGAUAAACCAGCAGUUCUGGGCACAAACAUGGGAGCAUUGUGCCCUGCAUCCAAGCCCGAUUUUCAUCCUGCUAAUCUCAGGACAGAAGUACCAGAAUAGCAGCAUGAGAUGCAAGACAGGCCCGAUAAACCAGCUGUGAACUAGAAAUGGAAAAGAGGAUUUCUGGACAUUGGUAGUUUGGUAGAAGAGGGGGAUUUUUUUUUUCUUCUUUUUCAAAGAGCAAACUCAGAAAUAAAAUCUGUGGUUUUGCUUUUUUCCCAACUACUACCUGUUAACCUGGGUGGAGACUGUCAAGUCGGGUGAGGUAUGAAAGAAAAAUAUGUCACUGCUAGAUUUAUAAUCUCUAUGAGACUGACAGCUCUCAGGCUUGCAAAUUAAUCCAGAAUAUUAGGAUGCUCAAAUGCAAACCUUUUUUCCUAGAUGACUGAAUUCAUGUCAACCACUUCCUCAGGACCUCUUUCCACCAGGCAUCCUUGUUCUUCCACUCUUGUCCUUGGUUGUGAUGAGUUUAUAAUAUGUAAUUAUCUAUCUUGGUACAGUGGUUCCAAACAGCAGGGAUGGGGGAAACAUUUCUCAGCAUAUUCUACAGUGUACUGAUUAACUUGAUCAACUGUGAAGUGAGGGGCUGUGGAAUAGAUCUGUUCUGCUGAUUAAUUCAGAAGAUAGGUGUGAAAAGGGUCUUCUGCAAGCUGGAUAAAUGCUAUCAUCUCUGAUUUAUUGAGAUGAAAAUUACAGUUUCUCUUCUCUGAUGGUUUGCAAUAUUUAGACUAAUUUUCACUGGAUUUUUUUCCUCAGUUAUAUCAAAUAUAUUUAUAUUAUAUCAAUGUAUUUCGAUUAAACUAAAUUAGACCUCAGUUUCUUCCAUUUGAAGUGUUUAAUAAAAACACAGUAACCUUGGCUGUGUUCAGAGACUCAGUCUGAACAGAUGGACUUUUGUAAUUCCCUAUCUGAUUUGUUGACUCUAGGAGGCUCCUGAUCAAUGUUAAGUAAAAUUGGGUUAUACUUCCUAUUUGUUAAACUAGAAACUUUGGUAACUUUGUAGAGGGCAAUUACUCUGUACUAUUUCAUGAAUUGCAUAGAAAUAACCUAUUAUAAUGAGUCAUUAUUUUAGUCUGAUGGAGAAAAAAUAGAAUUGGAGCUAUACACUAGGCUCAUUUUUUUUGCAUUUCUUUGACAUUGAAGGGUUUUCUUUCCGGAAAAUUUUCAGUAAGCUGGUGCAGUUCAUGAAAGGUCUAAAUGCUCAGUUUAAAAACUGACUAAUUAGCUACUCUGUAGAUUUUAUAGUGCAAAAUUGCUAAUGCCUUCAGCAGUCUGCAGCAGAAAAUAUGGUGAGCCUUAGAAACAGGUCUGCAUUCACAUAAAAUAUACAGAAGUAAUAGCAGGCUAGCAUUUGCUAUAUGUAGUAUUUAUUACUGAACACUUUAUAGUUUGUAUCUGAGGAUUAAGUCCAGCUAUCCUUGGUGUGCCUCACUUACACUCCCAGGUGUAAAAAUACAGAGCACAGCCACUGCAGCACUACUGGGAUGAAGCCAUCAGAUAAGUGGAGUAACACAGGCAACCAUGUGUGUCACAGCCUUGAGUCAGAGGCACACAGAGCAGGGACACUGCUCUGGGCUCCCCCCUGCCUGGAUCAGCCCGUCAGCUUUCUCUUUGAGACUAAUGAAAGUCCAGUCACCUGCAGCUCCCCAAGGGACUAGGGAAGUUCAAGAUCUAAGUGAUGGAGCAGGAGGGUUUCAUUGCAUGCUAAAGCAGCAGAGAGACUGAAAUCAGCAGUUUCUGUGACAUUUAAAAACUCCAAUUCUUUUGAAGGAUUCACAUGGGGGAAAAACUAUUAAAAAAAUAAAACAUUAAAAAUUAGAAAGCUCAGCAAAUUUACUUCAAGUGCUAAUAUCUAAAUUACAGGGGGAAAAGUAGGUGAAUAUACACUGGUAAUGUUGAUGGGGGCAAAGAGGUUCUUUAAGGAACAAUUUUGUCUGUAAUUUCUCAUGUGUGUGCAGGACUUGUGACAGAGGCAGACUGAGCAGGACUAGAGCCCCAGCCUGGUGCUUAGCUGUGAUUACUGGUCUGGAACCCUUGAGACAAAGGAACCUGCUUUACAGGGGGAAUGAGUUAAUUUAAUUUCCACCCCAUGCAAAUUUUAUUGUCUCACCAGGAACUAAGUUAGAGAGUCAAGAAGGGGUAGCCUCCCUCCUUAGAGCUCUGGGGGGAGCCACUCCCUCCUCAUGCCUUGGUGCCAUGACUCCAGACACCACCAUCAGAGUUUGCAUUUCAUCUGUCACUGCACAGUUAUACAGAACACAAAAGAAAGAGGUGCUUGUACGUUUGUGAGGUCUAAGGGAAAUACAGCCAGUACAAAACGGACCAAGUUCAGUUCAUAUAUUAAAUUAGAAAGCUAUCAAAGUAUAAUUAUCUCCACUCAUAAUCUCAAAAACAAGACCUCAUUUAAUAAUUCUGAGUUUGAAACCAUUAUAUAUCACCUGUAUCCUUUCCAGCUGUCUUCUCCCACUCACCUGAAGAACUUGCUGACCAGAGUCCUUUGAUUUUUUUCCUCCUCCAAGCCAGUAACAAUAGACCAUUUCAUGCAUGAGAUUUGAAAUGCAAAGGCCAUUGAACAGAGUACAUUUUCACCAAGUUUCAAUCCAAUGUCACUUAACGUGACACUGUGAAUUACUGCCUCGAGAUGGAAAUUAAAACUCAUAAAAGUAGCUUCCUCAGUUCUUAUCAGUGGUUCAUAGACUUUCCAGAUGUUUAAACAAGUGCAAUCUCUUUUCAGGUUAAAAUCUAUCUCUUUUAUAGAGGAACAAAGCACAUAAAUAAUCAAUUUCAUCUGUUAAUCAAGAAAUUUUACUAUAUGAAUAGGUAAAACUUGUGUACCCUGCUGUGCCAGACCAAAAGUCCAUCUAGUCCUGAAACCCUGCCAAGGGCUAGAUUUUUCUCAGGUAUAUCAUUACCCAAGAUAUUCAAUGCAGUUUCAGCUCUGGAAUCUCAUUUUGAAUUUACUUACAAAAAUUCCCAAAAUUUAAACAAAAAACCAGUUAGUCAGAAGAAAUAUAAAUCACACAACUACUUAUUUGACAAAUACAAAACAAGAAUGAAAAUAAUAAUUAAUUGUAGAAAUGAAGGCCUUCUCCACUUCAGGAAGAGAUGUCUUAUUCAUGUUUGAAUAAAAAAGAAAAAAAAUUGAAAUUUUUAUUUUGGCUUACUAAUUUGUAAAAAACCCCUAGUUUAAGGAGUUUUUUUAAGAACUGUGCCCACAGAGGAAAAUUAUAAAGGGCAUGCCAAUGAGGAAUGGCCUCCUUGUGCUGUUCUGCAGUGACUGGAGCUAAGCUGCUGUGCUCUGUGCUGGAAGAGAGGAGCUCAGGAGUAACACACAACCAGGUUCAUCCAAGUGAGGAGCCAGCACAACUAGGCAGGUACCGGGCCAGUGUCUGCCAUUUUCCAGCUGACAAAAAUUUACCUGAUUCUUAGGCUAUUUUCAGCAAUGAGAACUGCAGAGAGCUAUUGAAACUUGAGGAGUCAGGCCCAGGACAAACAUACUAAAAGAUUAUAUUUCUUGUGCAUCAGUUCCUUGGGAACCUACAUUUCAGAUGGUUAUUCAAAUUCAAACUACCCCAUCUGGCAAGAGGUUUUAGGUUAAUCACAAAUGAGAGCAGCUCAUCAGUAAAUACCAAGUGCAAAAGGAGAAAGAAAUGGAUGUCACUGGAUUUGGAGUGAGCAAAACAGGAAAGCAGUUGUUCAGCCACUGCCUCCUGCUUCAGAUCAUUGCAGGAAACAGUUUGGCCCUAAUGAGAAAGGAACAAAAGGCUGAAAAUCUCAGCCAGAGGCAGAAGGAUUUCCCUGCACAUGUAACCACUUAGCACUGCAGCUGUGCUGACAACUUGUUCCCCAAGUUCAGUAAAUACUAGCCUUGUCCCCUUCCUCACAUCUGAAAGAGAAAUACACCUGCACAGAUGGCUGACAGCAGCAUGCUGUGCUGCUGUGGGAGCUGAAGCAGAAUUCUGAACCCCAGAGCAGUGCUGAAGCAAUUCCCUUGUGCUGGUAGAGCAAGGGCUGCCUCACCAUGGAAAGGUAUUUACUGCUUCUUCUCCCAUGUCUCUGCAGAUGUGCUUCUGUCAGGGGCUGUUUACCCCCCAGCUCUGUGUGUAGUGCACUGCAAUGUCACUUGGAAGCUUUCCCUGCUGCUCUGGCUGAGCUGACAGUGUGCUGCAGGUGUUUCACACGUGAGCAGAUGGGGAACACUGAGACCAAGGAGGGCUGCUUCUCGCUCCACAUCUCAUUUUGCUCACAGUGGGACUCUACCUCUCCUUCCCCAUCAGAUGCAUGGAGUUCUCUUUUCUAGUGCUACCAGUAUAGGUCCUGGGGAGUAACACCUGCACAGGCAAUAAAGAAACAUGAAAAAGGAACAGUUGAGGUUGCAUAGCAGAAAGGAAGAUAAUUAAUCUUCUAAAAGGAAAAUACGUGAUCUUUCUCUACCAUACAUCUCAACUCCAAUGCCUGUAGACAUUUCAUAUUGAUUUCUUUUAAGCCACAUAUGUAAGGAGGUUCUUGCUGACUUUUUUUCCUGGAUCAUUUGAGGUGUUAGUGUCAUGCUGCAUAAAUGGGUCAGUCAGCACAACUGUAUUUAGCGACAUCUGUACUUAGCUUUACAAUUUUGCCCCUUAAAUUCGCUAGAAGUAAAGCUGAAAACUCCAUGUCAAGCAGUUAGUAUGUUCAAAUAGGGACUGAAUGCUGAGGCACAUUGAUUUUGUACUUUUAGAUGUACUUGAUCACUUGCUCACUCCAGCUGCUGUGCUGCCUUCUCGUACUCUGGUUCCCUUGUCAGGGUAUGUGGGCAGGGCUCCAAUUUGGCAUCUGCAUUAUUAGUAAAAUUCUUAAAUAAUUGUCCAAAGUGCACUAAUACAGCCAAAAAAUCCUAAUCAUCUUUAGAAUUUAGCCAUAUGCUUCUAAAUAUUGAUGGCAAGAAUAUAUUGAAAAUAUUAAGGGUCUCCUUUUCAUUAUUCAGAUAAACAUUUACUACUUCUGAUUCACCCCUCCCCCAAUUUUCUUUCAUCUCAUUAGCACAGGAAACAUCUUCAUAUGCUACAACUCUGAAAACUGCCAUGUUAGAUGCAGGUUCCCAAAUCAAAAUCUGGCUUAUGGAAAUGCUGUUAACAUUGUAUCUGAAAGAAAUAGUUGGGCUCAGCUCUUAAAUGAAUGACCCACAAUGGAUGAUCCUUACAUCAGUCUCUAAAUUAAGUAAAUAUAGAAAUCUCCUAGAAGAAGUAAUUAUGAAACUCUACCACAGAGAGCUAAAGUAUACUCUGGAACAGAGUUUGAAAGGAGUAUUUUUUUAAAGUGGAAAAUAACAAGUACCUGCAGAUCUAAUAGGAAGAAGUGAUAAUUCUGUAUCUGGGGCUGUGUAUUAAAAACUUAUUUUCCUAACCAGAGAACUUAAUAUGAUUCAGAAUCAGCAUUUAGAAGAUCUCUUAAGGAGGGUGUAUCUUCUAAGCUGUCACUUUUCCAACUUUGUGAUAAAUUAGAACUACUCAGGCGUGGAAAAAGACCAUUUGUUAUUAUUGUUGUUCUUCAGAUGGAGGUUUCUCUGACACAGGGAGGGGAGCUGAAGGAAGGGGCCAUUAUCCAGAGAGUUCCUGAUCACUGUAGGGUUUUGGAGAAAAAAAUAUCCAAAGCUCAGCAAUAUCCAGGGAGCAAGUUAUGUGGAACACAGAAAAAAUUGUCAUGACAUUUCACUGUGUCUCUAGGCAAAAAUUCAAACAAUAUGUAGAAAAUGAUCACACAAAUGAGAUCAACUAAUAACUACUUUUUGGCCUGAUUUUAUAUCAGGACUUCCUAUUUUGUGUAAUAAUUCAUUCCUGAGAUGCCAGAAUUUGUUUAUGGUCCAUCUAGAAAUUCCAGAAAUUUUGAAACUCCUAAAUAGUUGUUGCAAAUAAUAAUUAAAAUUUAUUUCACAGAUUUUUAUACCACAACAAGCAUUUAUGCAGCUUUCCAGUGUAGUAUUGAGCAAAUUGUAACUAAUGGAGAACUCCUGUUUUUAAUAUUUUAAUUAAGUGGGUUAUGCAGCUCAGUACUAAAGGGAACUCAUACAUGUUUACAGAAAGUAGCCAGACUUGUACACCUGUGAACUUAAGUGCAAAUAACCUAAUGAAAGGCAAAGAUAAACAUAUGUUCAAUAUUUUCUGAGGUUAUGUCUAGCACCAAAAGUCCUGAAUUGUCUAACAAAAUUGUCAAACAAAACAUUCUUAUCUCCGAAAUGCUUUUAACGUUUUAAAUGAUGUUCCAAGGCCACACUGCCGUUGAGGCUCUUUUGAAUAUUUAAAAAGAAAAGAUGUCUUAAUAUAACAGCUUACCUGCCGCAUUAGAGGAAAACGUAAUUUAAGAGUUAGGAAGUAUCAAGAAGCUGUAAAUUUAACAAACAUAGAAAGUGGCAGACACAGGGAAGACAUAGUGCCAGGAAGGAGACUUUCCAUCUUUCAGAGAAGUAGGUAAUAAUACUGUCAGGUGAUAUAGGGAACCUGAUGGAUGACCAGUCUAGCCCAACAGUACAAAUCAUGAGUUUCCUUUCAAAUUAGGUUGUAGGGGAAGUAUUCAUCCUAAUUUGUUCAACUUGUAUUUCACAGUACAAAGAAUAAAAUAGUUAUUCUUCCUUUCAUGAAGACCCACUCUGAUAUAUUGCAUUUGAGUGAAUGCUCAAGACCAACUUACAAUCCCUGUGAGCUUAAAUUUAAUUGAUCAUGACAAUAGACAUUAAAUUGUGUAAUUCCACUGAGUUAUAAUACUGCAGAGGGCUUAACAAAUUAUUGAUAUGGCAGAAUAUGUUCAUUUACUGCAGAAAAUGAAGCAUCUCUCCAUAGUUACAGUAUUUUUUACUGUAUUCCCCUUGAAACCAGUUUGAUAUUUCUGAAUUGGGCGCUUAAAAUGAACAAUAUAAUAAAUGUAAGUAUUAAAUAUCUAACUGGUGAGUUAGAGCCAUUUUCUAUUUAAUGUUUUAUGAUAUAUUUGUGUUACAUUGUCAGGGUAUGCCUGUGAUGUCAGCUUACUGUGCCAGCUCUGCCUCUGUUGGAUCAGAGCCACAGUAGGAUGGCACUUGGAGAACUAACUCCUUUUAUGUGGCCGUAGGAGAGCUAAUUCCUGUUCUGUGGUUUCUAUCUGGCUCAGAUAAAGCUCAAAUCUGCCUGCAAUAUACCGGAGUGACAUACCUUACACCAUCUUCUUCAUGCUGUAGACCUAGCUCUUGUGGGACAGUCAUUACACCUUAUUAAAAGAACUUGUUAAAAAUUGGAAACCACAUCCUUGCAACAGGAGGAAUGAUGAGGAAAACAGCAAUAUGGAAAUCCAACACCUCCAAAGCAGUGUUCUGCAGUCACGUGUAAUACACCAGACCAAUGAUCCUUAUAAAUAGUAAAUAUGGUCUCAACAAACCUGUAACUGUGUUCAUGGAAAAGCUGCUUUCCUACCUGUAUGCAAUCUGCCUCUUGCUUUCUUACCUUAACUCAAAAGUAGCUUUUUUGUCCUGUGUGACAGAGCUACCGCAGUUUGCACAUUCAUCUUGCAGCACAAUGCGCUCCUGCUUGUGAUAGCCUUCAAGUUCUGGGUGUGACUGACAGCAAAAACUUCAGCAUCAGUUUCUCAUCAGCCAAAACCAAUCUUCUUCAAAAAUGGCCUUUAAAUUUGCUGGCUUGUUCUGUGAAACAAUCUGGCUGGCUGGCAGUGCAGGUGUUUAAGUGUAAGGACUUCCUGUGGUUUAAGAUUUGACAGACUCCAGUUGGUGCCCCUAGUUAUUUGAGGGUGAUGUGGCAACACUGAGUGGUUGCUGAUGAACAGGUUUGCAGUGAUCAUGCCUCUGUUUUCUGUUUUUGUUUUUUGUUUUUAUCUUUUCCUCAGGGGAAAUCGCUCACAUCAAAGAGGUUAACCAGUCUAGUGCAGUCCUACUAAAAGGAUCACCUUGUAGCAUGGAAGCAGACUCAAAUCAUUAUACAUACUUUGUAGCUCACUGAUUGCCUGACUCAGAGGACAGUAGAACAAGAUGUUGCAUGAGCAAGGACCUGACUUGUUUUCUUUUGUGUAUACUAAGGCAUUACAGACUCCGAGGGACUCUCUAGCCUUUCGAUGCCUCCAUUUCGAAAACUGUCUGCUCACUUCCUCCUUCAUAUCAAGCUGGAUCUGUGUCUUUUUAUUUUCUGCAAGCUCAAGUACAGUGAAAAAAAAGCUUCUGCUAGGCACAGUUUAUUAAAAAAAAUACGUCAAUCAAAAACUGGAAGAAAUGUAAAAAAUGCAUAUAUUAAUAAAUAUACAUAUGGCAUCACAUUUAUUGCACAAUAAAUUAGCACAGAAGGUUUCAUUUCACUGAUGUAUUCACAUUGAGAAAGAAAGCCUGUGUCUUUGUCUGUUGUCUGUAUUUUCUCUGUUAAUGUUUCUUGCAUUUAUUUUUAUACCAUAUUUAAAAAAAGAACACCUUUUACUCCAGAUGUAUUAAAGUUGAUCCUUUCUCUGUAAAUUUGUGUAUGUUUAUAUUGUUGUUUUAUCUUUCAUUAAAAGAUGCAGAAUCUCUUUCC
Molecule: messenger RNA, 11758 nt
Organism: Motacilla alba alba
Lineage: Eukaryota; Metazoa; Chordata; Aves; Passeriformes; Motacillidae
Gene: RGS7
Product: regulator of G protein signaling 7
Exons: 18
Coding region: 799-2286 (495 amino acids)
Biological process (GO): G protein-coupled receptor signaling pathway; intracellular signal transduction; regulation of G protein-coupled receptor signaling pathway
Source: RefSeq, a predicted model, not a curated record